This is a messenger RNA of Gambusia affinis (western mosquitofish), 1690 nucleotides long. It is a transcript of the gene lamp1a, whose product is annotated as lysosomal associated membrane protein 1a. Lineage: Eukaryota; Metazoa; Chordata; Actinopteri; Cyprinodontiformes; Poeciliidae. The record is from RefSeq and is a predicted model, not a curated record. Gene Ontology annotation, cellular component: membrane. The coding region runs from base 377 to 1648 and encodes 423 amino acids. The transcript has 9 exons.
GAAGCGGGGGGCGGAGGGACUGAUGGGUGGUCUCACGUGACUGGGUCGCCCUGAACGCUGCCAGUUCUCAGGACAGACGCAGUUUAAUCACACUGCGCGACUAAAAUAAGAUCAAUAUCUAGCCACGAUUUUUGAUGCUUUUCCGUCUGCAGGAGUUGAUUUACAGGUACUGGACAGCCCCGUGCUCUCCAUCUUCGGCCAGCAGAUAAACAGCCACCGGAGCAGCAGCAUCACCACUCGCCGUUGCUUCACUUUCAGCUAACGGUCCGCGAAGACAAGUGCACGAGCAGCAGCUGACCCACCUGCCCCUGCAGUGGAGAAACAACCCCCCCGGGAGGCAAUUUUCCAUCUUUUUGACGAAGGAGGAGACCUGUGCAUGGGCUCGACUUCUAAGAUGAAAGUCCUGGAGAGCUUAGCCCCGCUUUUCAUCGUCUGUCUGGGAAUUUUAGGUUGCACUCGGGCAGUCAGUCUUGAGGUGAAGGAAGGGAACUCUACCUGCAUCAAAGCCGAUCUGUCUGCAUUACUCUUCAUCACAUACACCACCUUCAACAGCACGAGUAAUGUUUCCACCUCGCUGCCUGACUCCACCUCAGUCGAUGCAGCAAGUAGCUCGUGUGGAGCAGCAGGCCGCCCGCCGUGGCUGGUGGCGGUGUUUAGAUCGGGUCACGCGCUCGGCCUCAGCUUCGCCACCAAUGGGAGUUUUUAUAGCGUCACUAACCUGACGCUCCAGUACAACCUGAGCGACACUUCGCUGUUCCCUCAGUCCAACGGCUCUGGCAUAGUGACUGUGGUGAGUUCCUCGGUUGGGAUCUGGGCUCCCCUCAACAUCACCUACCGCUGUGCGAGCCCCACCACCAUCAGAGCGGGAGGAGCUGCCGUCACCUUCUCUGCUAUGAGGCUGGAGGCAUACAUGCCAGGAAAUGACCUCAGCCCAGCAGAAAGUGUGUGUGCAGCAGAUCAAACAACCACCACCACAGCGCCCCCUACUCCAACUACAACAGCGGCUCCAGCACCAACUCCAGCACCAACUCCACCAGGAGCGCCCAAGACCGGAGUGUUCUCUGUGACGAACAGCAGCGGUACCGUUUGUCUCCUCGCCAAAAUGGGUCUGCAGCUCAACGUCUCCUACGUCUCUCAGUCUCAAAAUAAGACUGUUCAGGAAUUGGUCAACGUGAACCCCAAUCUGACGAUAACAUCAGGAUCAUGUGGAGGCACCACUGCCAGCUUAGUUUUGACACAACAGACCACCACACUUAAUUUUACCUUCUCCAUGAACUCAACAACUAGCAAGUACCAUCUGAGUGGAAUAAAUCUGUUGGCCAACUGGUCCGACAUGACUGCUCCUUUCUCAGCCAGUAACACCAGUUUGGACUACCUCCGGAGCACACUGGGACGCUCCUACAUGUGCAACACGGAGCAGACUCUGCUCGUGGCCCCAGCUUUCUCUCUCAACACAUUCAGACUGCAGGUGCAGCCGUUUGGAGUCAAAGCCAGCCAGUUUGCAGCAGCGGAGGAAUGCCAGUUGGACCAGGACCAGAUGUUGAUCCCCAUCAUCGUUGGAGCAGCACUGGCUGGUCUGGUGCUGAUCAUCCUCAUCGCGUAUCUAAUAGGCAGGAAGAGGAGCCAUGCUGGGUACCAGACCAUCUGAGCGGACGUGUGGUUUAACUUGAACCCUACAGACUGAGAGCUG